Cooperia oncophora is the source of this 756-nucleotide messenger RNA. The record is from the annotation of a GenBank genome assembly. NCBI's taxonomy places the organism in Eukaryota, Metazoa, Nematoda, Chromadorea, Rhabditida, Trichostrongylidae.
UUCAUCGCCAGUUAUCAGGCAAAUUAUGGUGUUCCAUACGAUUACAGUAAACUAGAUGAGGAAAGAAAAGCCGCUGAAGCAGAGCGAGCAAAGAAUAAUAAAUCUGCUGAGAAAAAAGAAAAGAAGCCAAAGGAUCCCGCGGAGACCCAAGGCUGGGUUGACAUGGAAGAGAAGGUCCAUGCUGUCUAUGUGAAUAAUCUUCCCACUGACAUAACUAUGGAUGAAUUCAAAGAGUUCAUGUCAAAGUGUGGUGUUAUUCAACCGGAUGCACGCACAAAUAAGCCCAAGUUGAAGCUGUAUGAAUCUGUGGACUUGGCGCUCUCAAUUCUUGAUGGUUAUAUGUUGAAAGGAAAGGAGGUUCAUGUAGAAAAGGCUCGUUUUGAACUCAAAGGAGAAUUUGAUCCAUCAAAGAAACGGAAGAAGCUCACCAGCGCUCAGAAGAAGAGAUAUAUGGAAAAUCAAAAUAAAAUUUUCGAGUGGAGACCUGAAAAACCACGUAACUACCGUCCCCUCUCUGAUUGCACUGUGGUUAUCAAAAAUUUGUUCACUUUGGAGAUGAUGGAGAGAAAUGCAGCAUUAUUAUUGGAUCUGAAAGAGGAAGUCCAACAAAGUUGCUCUAAAUAUGGUGUUGUGAAGAAAGUGGUCGUUUAUGAUAACAACCCAGAAGGCGUAGUUACAGUAACAUUCGAAACAACGGAUUCUUCGGAUAUGGCCGUCAAAAUGCUGAACGGGAGGCUUGUAGAUGGACGAAGGUGA